This is a messenger RNA of Funneliformis caledonium, 150 nucleotides long. NCBI's taxonomy places the organism in Eukaryota, Fungi, Glomeromycota, Glomeromycetes, Glomerales, Glomeraceae. The record is from the annotation of a GenBank genome assembly.
GCUGCAAGUCACGAAUUUGCAAUCCAAUGCAAGAAUUGGGCCAAUAAAAUAGGUCGUAACGUCGUGGAAAAGCUUGCAGGGGUGCUCUCCCGACGCGAAAACCAUGGAAAAAUUGGUAUCGUGAUGGCGCCCUCCGGAUAUUUUCCCUGA